This is a messenger RNA of Drosophila bipectinata, 2132 nucleotides long. NCBI's taxonomy places the organism in Eukaryota, Metazoa, Arthropoda, Insecta, Diptera, Drosophilidae. The record is from RefSeq and is a predicted model, not a curated record.
CGCAGCGCUACUUCCGUUCUCCCAUCUACCAGCAGCCGAAAACAACCAAAGGAUACUUCCAUCCGGCGAACAAACAACAGAAGAACACAAUGACGACCAGCGAUGAGAUGGGCAUGGGAGGCAACUUUUGCCAUGACCAUAUCCAACAUCCGCUGAUGUGGUGCGACGAGAAGAAGCGUCUCGUGGAGCGAAAGAAUGCCGAAGAAAGUCUUCGGAUGUGGCGUCGACGCAAGGCAGAGGAAUGUGCUCGCAAGGAGAAGGAUAAACAGGAGUAUUACGACCUGUUUGUUCAGCAUUGUCCUUGGGGUCGACCCGGGGGUGGAGCACCCAACGUAGAGGUGCGCCGCAAGGACAUCACAGCCGUUGGCCUUCACUCCACACCCACUGUGACCACCGCCCACCGGAUGAACUCCCUGCAGCCAUGCCGCUACAACGACUUCUUCUCGAUGAAGAACAAAUGCCACAACAAUCCACUUGCAGCGUAUCACCACCACCACCACCAUGCCCCGCCUCCCCCGCCGGGCGGACGCCUGCCACAUGCCCACUCCGUGCAUCACCUGCAGGAGAGCGGACCUAGGAGCAGCACAGUGACGAUUUGCGAGCGGGAGAUCCCCCACAAGCCCGGAGCCGGAGUGGGCGUGGGCCUGGCCAAGAACGCCAACGGCCACGUGGACAUCGAGCUGCGCUACAAGCCCUCGCCCCCCUGCAAGGGCAAGCCGCUUCUGGACAAGAUCGUGGUCAGCGAGAGCGAGCAGAGGAGCUGUCCGCUCCAAGAAAAGCUGGCCACACAGAAAAAGCGGCUACAGGCCAAGCUGGAAAAGCCGCCCUGCAAGGAACCCUGGGGAAAGGCGGGUCCUGGAGGCAAACCUUGGCGCAGUCCCAAGGAAGUGGGUCAUACGUUUAUGAAAUCGCUGGGAUGGACAAAUAAGGAAAUGCUUAAGGAGCUGGAUCAAGACAAUCCCGUAACUCCGGCGGAGAAAAACACCUUCCGUAAGUCUCGAGCCUGCAAAGCUUCAAAGCCCCAGAGGUGCUGCGAUAUGUGCACCUGCAACUGCCCCGCCAUGAAUGGCAGCCCGGGAAAAGGACCCCCACCUCCGAUACCGCCCGGGAAGAAGUGCCUUCCUCCGCCCGCCCCACCCAAGAUUCUGCACCACCUGAAGCCGCAGGACUGCAAGCCUAUUAAGAUCUGUCCGCGAAUGGGACGCGGACACUGUCCGGGCAGCACCACUACGGCCACGCCGGAUGUCAGUACCCCCGGAAACGGUGGCGGGCCGGGUGGCGAGGGCGGCGGCGUGGAGCUGGUGCCGCUGCUGGCUCGGAGGCGCGGCAUGCACCGACCCAUCAGCCUCUCCAGCACGGAUGUGACCAAGAGGACGCCCUCGCACGAUAGGUACGCAUCCAAGCACAAGCAAAAGAACUGCCAGCAGGCCAAAAUCAAGUGCAUCAACAGCAUCAUCAAGAACAUCAGCCACAUGAAGCGGCUGCCCAAGAAUCUGAACUGCAAGCUGCAGUGUUGCAGUUGCGAUUGCCCCACGGCCAUCUCCACGGGCUGCUGCCUCAAGCGGCUCACUCUGCACAUUCGCCAGGCUUAGACUCUCAAACCAUUCAACCCCUACCCCCAUUUAUUUGCAAUUCCCUAUGUCCCAGUCGCCUCCAAUCCAGUCCGUUUCUCAUUUGCUUGCUCUGCGCCAUAAGAAAAGUUAAGAAAACCAAACCAAUCCGCUUUCCAUUCUCCCCAGUCCCAUGAUUUGUGUCUAUCAUUUUGCCUUGUUAAUUGUUUCUCUACCCCCACUUCUUCUCGGCUCAUUCAGCAAGAAAAUAUCCAUUGUAAUACAAGUGAAAGUAUAGCAACCAAAAGAGCAAACCAAACCAAUAUCAAUACCAAUCUCACCAAAAAACCAAAAAACUGAAACUAAAAAAAAACCAAAAUCAUAAUACCAAUCUUCUAUGUAUCCCCGUGCAAAACGAACUGAACUGAACCGAAAAAAAAUUGCUAUCAAUUUCGACAAAAAAAAAAACCGUCAAAACCCAAUCGAAAAUCGAAAAAAUGCAUUAAUGAAAAAAUAACAAACUUUGCUGGCCACCAACCAACAAUCAUUACCAUCAACGACAUCCACGAACAGGAUCCAAAC